Molecule: messenger RNA, 3138 nt
Organism: Anguilla rostrata (American eel)
Lineage: Eukaryota; Metazoa; Chordata; Actinopteri; Anguilliformes; Anguillidae
Gene: ccdc102a
Product: coiled-coil domain containing 102A
Exons: 10
Coding region: 430-2172 (580 amino acids)
Cellular component (GO): myosin complex
Source: RefSeq, a predicted model, not a curated record
GUCUCCCACAAACUCCGCUUUUCCAAGAGGAAAUUCCUGCAAAAGGAAGGAACUGGGAGACGGCAACAGAAGAGGGACCACGUAACAAAGCAGAAAACGUCGAAAGAACGAGAAUAUUUACCGGAGGUACACUGUAAGACAAUCAGUGAAGCUCAGGCCGCUGCUGAGGUUCGGGUACGGCUCGGCUGCAGUGGUGCAUGCUGGGAAGGUCGGCCGGUCGCUGAAACUGAGGGGGAGCGCGGCGAGCGGCAGCUCUGGAGCUUUUCGCGCUGCAGGACGGCUCCCUGGUGUAAAUACCUCACCCUCCGGCUGGCGAGCUUAGCUGAAGGAAGCUGUAAGCGGACGCCUCGCACCAUGGCCUGCUGAUAGCGUCACUUCCUGUCGCUUCCUGGUUCCCUCGCCCCCCUAAACGGAAGCAUCGGCGCGGCGAUGAACCACACCCCCAGCCCCCACAUGACCGAGGCGGCCAAGUCGGGGGGGGCCCUCCUGCCGGACCUGCGCAUGGGUCCCGACAGGAUGCGGUCCCCGGACAGCAUGACCAACACGCCCAGCCCGCCCGGCGGGGACACGCCCAACUCCAGCCCGCCGCUGCUGCUGUCGCCGGGCUGCGGCGUGGGCGGCGUCCUCGGGCUGGGGGCGGGGCUGGAGGGCGGGGACUGGGAGAGCCGGGAGGAGCUGCGCCUGCGGGAGCUGGAGGAGGCGCGGGCGCGGGCGGCGCAGAUGGAGAAGACCAUGCGCUGGUGGUCCGACUGCACCGCCAACUGGCGGGAGAAGUGGAGCAAGGUGCGGGCGGAGCGCAACCGGGCGCGGGACGAGGUGCGGCAGCUGCGCCAGCGCCUGGACGCCCUCACCAAGGAGCUGACGGGCGCGCGGCGGGAGCGCCAGGAGCUGGCCGCCGAAAACGAGCAGCUGCGUCUCCGCGCCGACCGCCCCGCCCCCGCACCCUCUUCCUCCUCCUCCUCAUCCUCCGCCACCGCCGCCGCCGUCGCCGCCACGCCGCAGCCCCUGGAGAGCAAGCUGCCCGGCGAGCAGGAGAGGCCGGGGGACGGGCCCGGGUCGCCCGAACAGGAGCCCGUGCGGGACGUCAGCACGGAGAGGCCCGACCGGAACAAGGAGAUGGAGCUCCUGGACACGCUGCUGCGGGCCAAGGCGGACGCCCCCGAGGCGUGGGACGCGCGGAGCGGGGGCAGCCUGCGCUCGGCGCUCAGCCGCCAGGACCGCAGCCGGCUGCUCUGGGACGACAUCGCCCUCCUGGAGGAGGACACCAGCAAGGUCAACGCCCUGCAGCUGCGCCUCGACGAAUCGCAGAAGGUCCUGCUCAAGGAGCGCGAGGACAAGCACUCGCUCAGUAAGAGCAUCGAGAAGCUGGAGGCGGAGCUGAGCCAGUGGAAGCUGAAGUACGAGGAGCUGAACAAGACCAAGCAGGAGGCCCUCAAACAGCUGAACCUGCUGAAGGAGGUGCACCAGGACGAGCUGGGCCGCAUGUCUGAGGAUCUGGAGGACGAGCUGGGAGCCAGAACCAGCAUGGACAAGAAACUGGCUGAGUUGAGAGCGGAGAUGGAGCGGCUGCAGGUGGAGAACGCGGCGGAGUGGGGGCGGAGGGAGCGUUUGGAGACGGAGAAGCUGGCCCUGGAACGGGACAAUAAGAAGCAGCGGGCGCAGCUGGAGGACCUGGAGGAGCAGCUGGCCCGCAAGCGCAGGCAGGCCGCCAGCGCCCUGGACACCGACCUCAAGAGCAUCCAGAGCGAGCUGUUCGAGAGGAACAAGGAGCUGGCGGACCUGCGGCACGUGCACACCAAGGUGAAGAAGCAGUACCAGGAGAAGAUGGCGGAGCUGGUGCACGCCAACCGGCGGGUGGAGCAGCACGAGACGGAGGUGAAGAAGCUGCGGCUGAGGGUGGAGGAGCUGAAGAAGGAGCUGGGGCAGGCGGAGGACGAGCUGGACGAGGCCCACAACCAGACCAGGAAGCUGCAGAGGUCUCUGGACGAGCAGGUGGAGCAGUCGGAGAACCUGCAGGUUCAGCUGGAGCACCUGCAGUCCAGACUCCGGCGGCAGCAGAACCCGGGCCUGUUCGGGAAGAUUCGGUCGUCGCGGUUCGGGCCGGAGAACCCGGACGGGCCGGGCAGCGACCCGGACGACGAGGAGGAGGAGCUGCAGAUCCAGAUCGCCUGAGGAGCAUGACCCCUGGGGCGGGACGCAAGGACAGACGGACGAGACAGACGGACACACUGACUGAACUCUAUCUUUGGCUCCACUUGGGCAGGGCCCGCCAACUGACUCCCACCCCCCCCCCACCCCUUCCCCCCCCUCACAGACUAUGAGAGCUGAGAAAGCUGGGAAGAACUUGAUGCUCUCCAGUCCCGUCUCUUCUGAUUGGCUGAAGACAGUCUUCGGUCUCUCUUGUGCAGCAGGGAUUGGUUGGAGGGCUGGUGCUUGAGAUCAGCUUCCAUAUAAGCGAAGAGAACCGUGUCCAUCCGUCAACCCGUCCUUCUCAUUGGACCCGAACCCUUGGCCCCUCCCUCCCCCCAGAUGCGUACCGUUCCGAUGACGUCACCGCCUCACCGUAGCGACGUGCUCCGCGUUCCCAUAGUUACCGCGGGCCUGGGGCCCCCGGCGAGCCGUCUGAAGUGUUGUGCUUGUUCCUCCCCGUGUCUCGCGCUGGAGUGUGUGCUGUUCAGUGGGGGGAUCGCAGGGGCACCAGGGCCAUUCGUUUGCUUGUUUAUCGGUUGCAUGGGAUGUUGAAGGGAAGUUAAAAACAAAACGUAUAGAGCUGUCAUUUUCCAGCCCUGUGGGGUGGGGUGGGGGGGGGGGGGGGGUGUUCCUCUCCACCGUUCUGGACUCAUAAUCAUAUACCCCCCCGCCCACCCCCCACCCCCCCCCCCCAGCCCCGAGCCCUCCGGGCUCUGCAGUAGUUAUCCUCCUCCUGUGCUGCAGCCGGGCUGGGGGAGGCCAUUCAUCCUGUGAGCAAUAAGAUCCUCCAGCUUCUCCUUCAGACUGUAUGCAACGUACCUGCGGGGGGGGGGACCAGGCCAUUUGUAAUGGUCACUGUAAAGGAAAUUAUUUAUCUGUUGUUUAAUAUUGAACUGUACUGCAGUGUUUUGUUUUUUGUAUCUAGCUCUAUAAAUGUGUAUUACCUGA